AUGGCGCCUGCCAAUGACGCAGUCUUCCUGCGCCGCAACAACCAGGUUCAAGAUGCCAUUGACGGGCAGAAUCUGAAGCAGGCGCUGCAGCUCGUCGAGAAGCGCAUGAAAAAAGGCGAGGACACGCGGUUCCUGAAGGCAUGGAAGGCGCAUAUCCUCUUCCUUCACGCGGAUGAUGCCCAUAAACAGCGCGGAAUCGCCGAGACCCUCGAGCUUUGUAACGCCGAGCCCCCUACUACCGACCUCGACACCUUGGAGAAGCUGUUCCUGACUCUGCAGAAGCUAGACGGACACGGUGAGACCAGGAGCAGUCUAUGGGAAAAAGCCGCCAAGGUAAAGCCGCAGGUAUUGGAUAUCCAGCUAGAGUGGUUCACGACGUCGUUUGAAAGCAAUGACUGGAAGUCGGCGCAGAAGGCAGCGAUGAGUCUCCAGAAAAACUUCCCCAAGGAGCGGAAAUAUUACUUCUGGGCUAUCGUUCUCACACAUUUGCUGGCAACGGAUGCCGCGAGCUCAGAGACGGAGCGCAAGCUUUUUGGAACAUUGGCGUACCGAAUGAUCUCAAAGGCAGCUGCCGACGUUCCUGUCAAUCCGGCCGAUCUGUUGAGCCAUCCGCGCGCGAUCCAGAGUUCCGAGGAACUGCGAUUACUUGUCAAGAUCUUCGAGUCACAGAAGCAGCAUGCCGAAAUCGUCAAGAUUCUGGAUAGCAAAAAUCUUGGUCUCAAAUCUCGCAUUGUCCGGCGAGACAAGAAUUUCCUCAUCUGCAAAGCCACGGCCUUGGCAUCUGGAGGGCUGUGGGAAGAAGGCCUAGCUUUCGUGAAGGAUCUUUACACUGUCAACGAGGAUGGAAAAAUCAAGAAAAACCUUCGUGAAAUCGAUGAUUGGGGCAUCUGGAGUCUGCUGGUUGAAGCAGUACGGAACAUCAAAACUCCUGGAAUUGCUGCUGAAACACAAAAGUUUAUCGAGGAGUUCAUCAAGGCCCAACCUAAAUCCCGCAAUGCGGCUCUGGCUCACGUUGACUCGGCCUUCCUGGGAAUGCAACUCGGAGAAAUGACUCCGGAUGAUGUCCUUUCAGCCUGCCAGAGAUAUGCGGAUCAACACAAGCACAAACUCUAUGUCUUUGGCGAUCUCCGAAGAGCAUUGGCUGAUGACAGAAAUGCUAUGUCGAAAAUUGCAGACUACCUUGCGAAUUGCAAGCAAGAUGACAAUAAUUCCAUCGUCCCCAUGAUAAACUCCCUCAAGUUGUCUUACUGCCUGAAUAUCUCAGGCGCCGAAGACGGCUCUUCCAAAGAUAAAGUUGAGGCUUUUGUUAGCCAGUGCAUGAAACUUUAUCAGUCCUGCGCUGGUAAUGGAAGCCCGGAAAAGACCAAGGAGGAGAAAGAAUCCGCUUCCGCUACUGAAAGCCAACCUAGAGAUGAUCUGUGCAUUCUUGCUGCUAUGGCCUUUCUUCGCGCAAGCGAAACUGGUGAGACUCAAGCGCGAGUCCCAGAUUCGGCUCUCAUUCGCGCUGCUGGCAUUCUGGAACGGCUUCUGCUAGACUCGCCACAUAACUACCAGGCUCGCUUGCUCUUGAUUCGCAUUUAUCUUCUCCUCGGUGCUGGCUCUCUUGCCAUGAGCACUUUCAGCAAGCUUUCCGUCAAACAGAUCCAGUAUGAAACUGUUGCUCACAAUCUUUUUACCCGCCUCGCUACUAUCCAUCCUCACUCUGCGCCGCCGGUCGAAGGCGCUGAGUACAAGGACUUUGACCCGCAAGCGGCGUUCGUUCAAGGCCUCAACUUCUACCGCAACUCUGAGGUAUCAACUCUCAAGUUCCGCACUCGUUGCAUGAAUGAGGGAAGCUUUGUCAAUGCGGAAGAAAUGGUUCAGCUGCGGGAACGUCUCAGGAACAGUAUCUGUCGCAGAAUGAUGGCACUUGAAGUGCGGCGCUCACAGAGGCUGGCUGGCGGCGACCCCAUGACUCGUUAUGAUGAUAUCGCUCGUAAUAUCUCACCCGCCACAGACAACCGAGAUUACGAUGUGUUCAUGGACUGCGAAUACCCGGGAAACCCCACAUUUGAAGAGAGAAUGCGCGUGGGACCGAUUCCAAAGGAAAAUUGGCUGGCUUCUGGCAGAGUCACCGACCAAAUGUAUAGCGUGCUCAAGGGCAUUGCUUUGCAGAGACCACUCGCACCUGAGAUGGACCUACCCGCCAUCGAGAACCUUGCCAUCUCCGAGGGGGUAGAUGAUGAGACAGCCACCGAGAAGGAGGCAGCCAAGAUUCACACAGAGGUGCUUAAGGUCGCAGUCUUCAUGGCCGGGUCGAAGACCACCACCCUUGCACAAGCCGACAAAUCUCUUGGGGUAGUGGAGGACUGGCUAAACCUGAAGAAAAAAGACCUGACGCUCGACACUUCCGACGUUUCGCCGCUCAUUGCUACCACCGCUUUCUACCUAUCCGAUGUGCCGACUGCGCCCACCUGGAGAUUCUUCCACUCUGUCUUCACGCUGCUGGACACACUGAAGGCUCUUUCUCAGCUCGCUACUCUGUCUUCCAGAAAGGGGUCAAAGGCCGUGAAGCUCCCCAAGGACCGCGUGGACCGGCUGUCUGCUUUGGUCACUGACAUCUUUGAACUCGUCCGGACUAACGCCAAAGCGCUGAAGCAGCGCGUCUCCACAUCGGGUGUGCUCAAUGGCCUGAUCAACCUUGUUGGUCAUGGUGACCCCUCUAUCAAAUACAGCCAAGAGCUCCAGCAAGCCUUGGAAGCCACCUUGGAUGGAUCGGCACUGGAGGUGUUCUGCGGUUCUCUGAUGGAGAGCUGGGAGGAAGCCCUGGAUGGAGUCAUGGGCGUGAGAAUCUAA
This is a messenger RNA of Penicillium cinerascens, 2835 nucleotides long. RefSeq names its product MDM20/NAA25 family protein. Gene Ontology annotation, cellular component: NatB complex; cytoplasm. Gene Ontology annotation, molecular function: protein-N-terminal amino-acid acetyltransferase activity. The record is from RefSeq and is a predicted model, not a curated record. Gene Ontology annotation, biological process: N-terminal peptidyl-methionine acetylation. The coding region runs from base 1 to 2835 and encodes 944 amino acids. The transcript is spliced from 8 exons. NCBI's taxonomy places the organism in Eukaryota, Fungi, Ascomycota, Eurotiomycetes, Eurotiales, Aspergillaceae.